Messenger RNA from Medicago truncatula (barrel medic), 1167 nucleotides. RefSeq names its product probable plastid-lipid-associated protein 13, chloroplastic. Lineage: Eukaryota; Viridiplantae; Streptophyta; Magnoliopsida; Fabales; Fabaceae. The record is from RefSeq and is a predicted model, not a curated record. The transcript is spliced from 7 exons. Bases 124 to 1017 code for a protein of 297 amino acids.
CACCCACACACACAACACAACACAACACAACACUUACCUAAGUUGAACAACAACACUUUCCUUCCAUUCGAUGUUGAGAAGAACUAACUAACUCAUCACAAAUUGAAUUGAAACCAAUUUUCAAUGGCUGUUUCUGUUUCUGUAUCUAUUUCUGCUUCUCAUCCUUGUAUUUCAACAAUCACAAAUUGUUCUAUCCCUUCAUCUUCUUCAUGGAAAGUUUCAACUUCACGCAUCACGUGGCAGAAGCGUGGAGUUUGCAAAGCUAUGGUUCAAGUUCAAACUGGUGCACCUGCUGCUUAUGCUAAGGAAAUGGAACGCCUUUCUGCUAAAGAAUCUCUUCUUCUUGCUUUUAAGGAUGCAGGUGGUUUUGAGGGCUUAGUUUCUGGGAAGACAACUGAAUAUCAAAGAAUUGAUGUGAAUGAAAGGAUAACUGGUCUUGAGCGGCUCAAUCCAACACCUCGGCCCACGACGUCACCCUUUCUAGAAGGUAGAUGGAACUUUGAGUGGUUUGGUCCCGGCUCUCCAGGGUUGUUUGCGGCUAGGAUGAUAUUUGAGAACUUUCCUUCAAGUUUAGCUAAUUUGUCAAAAAUGGAUGUCUUUAUCAAGGAUGGAAAUGCAAAGAUUACUGCAAACACAUUAUUUUUAAACUCGGUAGAAAGCAGAAUUAUUCUCUCAACCAAGUUGACUGUGGAGGGGCCACUUAGAAUGAAAGAGGAGUAUGUGGAAGGGAUUAUUGUGUCUCCAACAGUCUUGGAAGACAGAGUACCAGAUCAGCUUAAAGGUGCACUUGGGCAGGCAGUUAAUGUUUUACAACAGCUUCCCGUACCUUUACGUGAUGCUCUCGCCGAUGGGCUAAAAGUUCCACUAAGUGGAAGCUUUCAAAGACUCUUCAUGAUUUCUUAUCUCGAUGAGGAGAUACUUAUAAUAAGGAACACAGCUGGGAUACCAGAAGUUUUAACGAGACUCGAUGCAUCGCCAUCAUCCCUGGGAGAAUCAAGUCCAGAGUAUGAAAGCUAGGUGUUUUGUAUGGAAAGUGAAUAUUUUUGCCUCCUUAUUCGAGGUGUUAAAUCAAAUUCCUGUUACUUUAAAUCCCCUAUGUGAAUAUAGAAGUUUCAACUUGAAGCUGACACCAUUUCUUACAAAAUCAUAUUUCAUGUUUUAGUAUCA